AAAUAAAAUCGCUGGAAAUAUUGCCAAUUUUAAAAUCCAUUUUCAUAUCUGCACAGAAGGUGUUCGAUUAAAUUCCGCUGAGAGCAUCAUCAGUGUCUUUAACAUUCGUUGGGAGUCUUUCUACUUUCGAUGCUUCUCGAAUGGUAUCUCGUAUGUCUGCUUUAACAUCUCUUUCUUCAGUUCAGUUUCCAGUCUCCGACAUUCUCGGAACUCGUCUGAAACCUUGUGCCACCUUUCCAGUUCGAACAGCAACAAAUAUGUCCGUGAAACUGUUUGUGAUUGAAGCAAGAAACAACUCUCGAGUCGAGAGCCCCAAAACCAGGAACCGGAGGAGCAGGAAGAAGUUCAAUGGAACACAAACGAAACCGAGACUUUCGGUGUUCUGUUCAGACAAGCAACUCUAUGCUAUGUUGGUGGACGACUUUAACAAGAAGUGUUUGUUCUACGCUAGUACAUUGCAGAAGUCUAUUCGUGGUGAUCCUCCAUGUACCGUCCUUGAAGCAGCGAAACGAGUUGGAGAGGAGCUCAUCAAGGCUUCUAUAGACCUCAAGAUCAGCGAGAUAUCAUCAUAUGAUCGAAAUGGAAAUGCUCGAGGCGAAAGAAUGCAAGCCUUUGAAAUUGCAAUUGCUCAACACGGAUUCUUACCAUAAUAGUAGGGUUCUUAGCUCUUAAUUCAUUAUAGUUUAUAGCGAAGCUUCUUACAUUCACUCUCUUAUUGAAAACACAAUACAAUCUUCACUCUCUCUUGUUUACUAGGUAGUUUAAACAGAAGAGAUCACACUUAGAGUCUCACCAAGAGAAUCUUUCUGUGGGAACUUUGGAAACUUGAUCUUGGAAGCACAUGAUUUAUCCGGAACAUACGGGCACUCCACAAACUCUUUUGCGUAGUUAUCAAGACAUAGGUAGAUCUGGAAAAGCUGCUUUGUUCCCUUUACAUCUUCGUUGCAUUCAAUACCGGGUGCAAACCCGAUCUUGCGCUUGAUCGCGUUCUUGAUCUCAUCUAAACCGUAUAACCCACCAUCCGGUUUAAUUCCUACACAAAAAAAAAAACAAAACAAUGAUCAAUCUACAGAACUUUUGUUUAAGAAUGUUGAAUAUACCUUUUUGUUUAAGGAUGUUGAGGAAAUUGAGCU
Molecule: messenger RNA, 1133 nt
Organism: Raphanus sativus (radish)
Lineage: Eukaryota; Viridiplantae; Streptophyta; Magnoliopsida; Brassicales; Brassicaceae
Exons: 4
Coding region: 141-650 (169 amino acids)
Biological process (GO): translation
Cellular component (GO): ribosome
Molecular function (GO): structural constituent of ribosome; 5S rRNA binding
Source: RefSeq, a predicted model, not a curated record